ACCAGUGUCUUAUCGACAAUGUUGCUGGUCUCCAUGGAGCACUUGAUCGUUUUGAUCAUUUACGCUUUGACAGUUUGCUCCACGAAUGGCCAACCGAAACACCAACUUCCUCAGGAGCCCGGAGAAGCUGCAACGGUUUUCGAGAACUUUGAAAACGUCGUUGCUAUUUUCGACAUUGACAAGGAUGGAGACCUUGAUUGCCUUACGGCCGUGCGGAGAGACUACAACAGAAGUACACGGAGUACUAAAUAUGUGUGGAUUCUCAAAGGACUGCAUGGUCAUCAACCGCGCAAUGUUACAUAUCUAGUUCUAGCGGGACCGAAGCGCGGCCAGUUUAUGUUCAAGAACCUAGAUGAUGACGGGCCUCUUCGGAUGGGUAGCUACGACUACUCAGACUACAAAAACUGCAUCGUCAUGCGAAUUCCUUACAACAACGGGGAAGAAUGCGUACUUUGGGUGACCGAACAAGUCAAGAACAACAUUCCGCAAAAUUGCAUGGAUUACUACGAAGACAACUGCGACAACGCUAAGCAGGCAUACGACCCGGAGAGUUGUGAGAGUGUCCAUGGUUAAAAAUGGAGGGACACAAAUAUUUCUGCUUUGAAGCAUUCAAAGCUCGAAGUUCUGCUUAAUCUUCGUGCAUCUUUACUAAAUAAAAAAAAUACAAAACAUUGCUUUUCAGUCA
Dermacentor andersoni is the source of this 685-nucleotide messenger RNA. RefSeq lists its product as uncharacterized. Gene Ontology annotation, biological process: symbiont-mediated perturbation of host defenses. Lineage: Eukaryota; Metazoa; Arthropoda; Arachnida; Ixodida; Ixodidae. The record is from RefSeq and is a predicted model, not a curated record. Gene Ontology annotation, molecular function: amine binding.